UGUUUCAUCUGAAGAAAAGACCAGUUUCUUUCUCACAGAUUCUGUGAAUCAUGUUACUGACCAGGUCUCUUCCCUGCCAGAAAGACCAAAUCCAUGUGUGGGGCCCACCUCUAGCAAGUAUGUCGGACUUCAAGGCACGUGCACCCAUCUCAUGACGGGCCUUCUUUUUUUCACUAUGCCUUUGUUACAACUCUGUCAUGAGCUUUUAAUGUAUUUUUGCAAGCCGCCUAAAAUUCCCUCUGGAGGUGUAAGUCGAUAACUAAUUUUAAAUCAAUUUAUCACUCCAUACUGCAUAGAGAGAGUUCUAAAACUGAACUCAUUUUAAAGAAACAUUCUUAUUCAGGGACAUUUAUUUAAAAGUUAUGGCGCUCCAGGAAGAGAGAUGUCGAAGCUGCCACCCAAACCGGUCAAACCAGGGUAAGUUAAAGUGUUCAGAGCUCUUUAUAUGUUGAACCCAUCUCCAGAUGAAUUGUACUUUGAAGAAGGUGAUAUUAUCUACAUUACUGACAUGAUUGAUACCGGUUGGUGGAAAGACACCUCCAAAGGCAGGACGGGACUAAUCCCAAGCAACUAUGUGGCUGAGCAGGCAGAAUCCAUUGACAAUCCAUUGCAUGAAGCUGCAAAAAGAGGCAACUUGAGCUGGCUGAGAGAGUGCUUGGACAACCAAGUCGGUGUUAAUGACUUGGACAAAGCUGGAAGCACUGCCCUGUACUGGGCUUGUCAUGGGGGUCACAAAGAUACAGUGGAGAUGCUCUUUACUCACCCAAACAUUGAACUGAACCAACAGAACAAGUUGGGAGACACAGCUUUGCAUGCUGCUGCCUGGAAGGGUUAUGCCCAUAUUGUCCAGUUGCUUCUGGCAAAAGUUGCUGGAACAGACUUAAGAAACAAUGAGAAGAAGCUGGCCCUGGACAUGGCUACUAAUGCUGCCUGUGCAUCUCUCCUGAAAAAGAAACAGGGAACAGAUGCAGUCCGAACAUUAAGCAAUGCCGAGGACUAUCUUGAUGAUGAAGAAUCAGAUUAAUUCCUUUCUGGAGCUUUGAGAUCUAAAACUUCUGUUGCUUUUGCCAUUUCAAAACCUUGUCUUGCCAGAAGAGUGUUGGUAACUGUAAAAACAAACAAACAAAAAAAAAUAGAAAGUCUAUAUGAACGUGGCAGUAUUACACUGUUUGAAUAAAACAUGUAAAUGAAUAGUUCUCACCUUCAGUUUGCCAAUAAGUGACUGGAUAUUUUGCUGUAUAAAGUACAUUUUUUUUCACCAGAGUAGAACAAGAAGAGAUUAUUUCUAUUUAUCAAGCUUAGAGGAAUUUUAAGAAUUUUUUCUUUAAAAAUAUCGGGAUUUUCUUUUUUUUUUAAAGUUCUUUACCUCAAGGAUUGAGAUAUUUUGAAUGAAUUUUUCAAAGGGGGAAGGCUUAUUAUCAUAAUAAACCAAAAGAUUUAAUAGAAAAUCGUCAGCUAUUCUGACAAAAAUAAACAUUUUAAGAGACUUUA
This is a messenger RNA of Kogia breviceps (pygmy sperm whale), 1491 nucleotides long. RefSeq names its product osteoclast stimulating factor 1 (gene OSTF1). The record is from RefSeq and is a predicted model, not a curated record. Gene Ontology annotation, biological process: signal transduction. Gene Ontology annotation, molecular function: protein binding. Lineage: Eukaryota; Metazoa; Chordata; Mammalia; Artiodactyla; Physeteridae.